GCCGCGGGACUCCGGCAGCCCCGCAGCGCUCCGGCUCCUCCUCCUCUCGCGACCGUCCUCGCAGCGAUGGACGGAGACGGUGACCCAGAGAGCGUGGGCCAGCCGGAGGAGGCGAGCCCGGAGGAGCAGCAGGAGGAGGCGUGCGCGGAGGAGGCGAGCGCCGGCGAGGAGCGGCCCGCGGAGGAGGAGGAGGAGGCGGCCUACCUGGACGAGCUGCCCGAGCCGCUGCUGCUGCGCGUGCUGGCCGAGCUGCCGGCCGCCGAGCUGGUGCAGGCCUGCCGCCUGGUGUGCCUGCGCUGGAAGGAGCUGGUGGACGGCGCCCCCCUGUGGCUGCUCAAGUGCCAGCAGGAGGGGCUGGUGCCCGCCGGCGGCGCCGAGGACGAGCGCGACCACUGGCAGCAGUUCUACUUCCUGAGCAAGAGGCGGCGCAACCUGCUGCGCAACCCGUGCGGGGAAGAGGACUUGGAGGGCUGGUGCGACGUGGAGCACGGUGGGGACGGCUGGAGGGUGGAGGAGCUGCCCGGAGACUGUGGGGUGGAGUUCGUCCACGACGACAGCGUCAAGAAGUUCUUCGCCUCCUCCUUUGAGUGGUGUCGCAAAGCGCAGGUCAUCGACCUGCAGGCUGAGGGCUACUGGGAGGAGCUGCUGGACACCACUCAGCCGGCCAUCGUGGUGAAGGACUGGUACUCGGGCCGCAGCGACGCCGGCUGCCUGUACGAGCUCACGGUGAAGCUGCUGUCGGAGCACGAGGACGUGCUGGCCGAGUUCGACAGCGGGCAGGUGGCAGUGCCGCCGGACAGCGACGACGCGGGCUGGAUCGAGAUCUCCCACACCUUCACCGACUACGGGCCCGGCGUCCGCUUCGUCCGCUUCGAGCACGGGGGGCAGGACUCCGUCUACUGGAAGGGCUGGUUCGGGGCCCGGGUGACCAACAGCAGCGUGUGGGUGGAGCCCUGAGUGACCCCUCCUGCGGCUUCCCCCAGCUGCCCUACCUGGGCAAAGGCCCGGGGUAGACAGCCUUAGUCAGCAGCAUCCUCACCUUCCCCACCCCCACGCACUCCUCUCCCGCCCCUCACUCCAAGCCCAGCCCCCACACCGGGAGAGAGGGUUUGGUUGGCAUAUAUUUGCGUCUAGAACAGGAGAUGGGUGAGGGCAUGGGCCUGGUCCGGGCCCACCGCUGAAUCCCCCGCACCUAGCACAGUGCCUGCCACAAAGUGGGCGCUCAAUAAAUAUUAUUUGUCCAAGGAAG
Molecule: messenger RNA, 1249 nt
Organism: Diceros bicornis minor
Lineage: Eukaryota; Metazoa; Chordata; Mammalia; Perissodactyla; Rhinocerotidae
Gene: FBXO2
Product: F-box protein 2
Exons: 6
Coding region: 67-957 (296 amino acids)
Biological process (GO): glycoprotein catabolic process; SCF-dependent proteasomal ubiquitin-dependent protein catabolic process
Cellular component (GO): cytoplasm; SCF ubiquitin ligase complex
Molecular function (GO): protein binding; ubiquitin protein ligase activity
Source: RefSeq, a predicted model, not a curated record